Plasmodium berghei ANKA is the source of this 3288-nucleotide messenger RNA. Its product is annotated as conserved Plasmodium protein, unknown function. NCBI's taxonomy places the organism in Eukaryota, Apicomplexa, Aconoidasida, Haemosporida, Plasmodiidae. The record is from RefSeq and is a predicted model, not a curated record. The transcript is spliced from 2 exons. Bases 1 to 3288 code for a protein of 1095 amino acids.
AUGGAUAAGUACGAAAACACCAACGACAUUUCGAACUUCUUAAUAGGACAAGAAUUAAUAAUUGAUAAAUUAUUAUUUGAAAAAAAAUAUCUAACUAACAAAAGAAAAAGUAAAAUAAAAGGUGCUAAUAAACUUAGUUAUUACUUGAAUGACAAAUUCAAUACUUUCUUGGGAUAUGACAACUUUAUAAAUACUAUAUAUAAAAAGGAAAAGAAAUUUAAAUGUAAUAUAUCUGAACGGAAAAAAGGAAAAAGAGAAAAAAAAAUAAACAACGAAACGAUCAAUUCAAAUGAUUCGUCAUCUGAAUACAAUAGUAAGAAUAAUGACUCUAGUAAUUUAAAAUUAAAAAAUAAAAGAUGUGCCAAUACAAGUAGUAUUAAUGCACCUAUUAAAAAGAGGCAUGGAGAAAGUGCUGAAACGAAUAAUGUGGAAAAAAAAGAUACAAAAGUACAUGUAGAAUCUAUUGUAACAAAUGAGUCAAAGGAAUUGUCAUUACAUGAUGAUAACGAAAAUAAAAACUUGAACACAUGCAAAGAAAUGGAAAAUGACAAUAAAUUAUUGAGCAAUGUAAAUAGUGACAUAUGUCAUGAUAAUAUAAUAAAAAAGGAAGCAGAAGCAUGCAAUUUUUUGUAUAAUCCACAGUUAUUAAAUAAUAAUAUGUACAAAUUUUCAGAUGCAUUAGAAUCAAAUAAUUAUACAAGUUCUUCAUAUCAUUCUGACACAAGUGAAAUAUCAAAUGUAUCACCAGAUAUGGUAUGUUUUGAAAAACAGUUUAAAUAUAUUUAUGAUAUAUACAAGAAAAAUGAUAAAAAUGUAUAUUUAUUUUAUAAUCCUCCUGUGUGUAAAUGCACUAAUAAAUUUUUAAAAGAACGGUAUUUUCAAAAUUUAUAUAUGCAAUAUCCUUGCCUUUUCAAUUGUUCAUUUAACAAUGAUACACAAAUUGAAAAAUGUGAUAAUAUAAAACAUGAAAAAACUGACAAUUUUGACGGAAAAAAUAAUUGUACUACGAAUAUAGAAAUCAAAGAAGAAGAUAUAAAUAUGAAACAGGAUAAAAUGAAUAAUUAUAUCACAAAUGAAGAUAAAAAUAGGAAAAUUAACAACAUGAACAAAAUAUCCAUUGGAGAAGUGUCAUCUUAUGCAGUUGAAUUAAAACUUUAUGCAAAAGCAUUUUUUGAAUUAUAUUUUUUUGAAAAAUGUUACGAUAAAAUCAAAAAUGAUUGUGCAUAUGCAUUGGAAAGAAAAGUAAAUAAUAAUAAUGAUAGUUAUAAAGGUAUUCAAAAUGAAGUGAAAAAUGAAGUUAAGAACGAAUGUCAAGAAAAUGAAACAACUCAAAGUGAAAACAUGACAAAAGAAUCUAUUACAUCUUUAACUAAGGAAGAUGAGGAUAUGCUGAAAACAUAUUUUUAUAAAUGUUUAUAUAAAAUAUUAACAAAUAAAUCGAAUACAUGCAAUAAUAAUUCAUGCUGUGGAUUAUUAUAUGUACCAUAUAGUUAUAUUAUAGUUAUUUUAAAUAGAAAAGUAGAAAAUUUAACUUAUGUAUGUACAAAUUUAAAACUUCCUUCAAAUACAGAUAUAUAUUAUAAUAAUAAAAAAAAUGUUAUAACUAUAUGUACAAAAAAUUUAGAACAUGAGUUUUUUAUAUAUUAUUGUUUAAAACAGGAUAAAUACAUUAAGAAUAUAAUAAUUUAUGAUAUUUAUUAUGAUGGUUUUAUACCUUUUUUUAAACCAAUAGUUAAUUUAAAAAAUAAGAAAAAUCAAGAAAACAUUAUUAACUAUAUUAAUUAUAAUAAAAAUGUUAAUUUGUCAAUAGUUUUUUUUUUGACCCAAUCAAGGGGAAAAGAAAAUGAUUCUACGCAAUUUAAAAAAAGUGAAAAUAAAGCUUUAAACGAAAAUAACGAUAAAAAAUGUGAAACAAUUCGAAAUAUUUGUUCUGAAAAAGAAGAGGAAAUUAAUAAUGAAAAAAAUAUUGUUAGUGAUAAUGUGAGUGCUGUUUCAAAUGGAGUGAGACAAAAUGAUCCUAACGAAAAAGAAGUAGAAGAAAUAAAAAACAUGAAUUUUCAAAUAUGUAGAAUUGUGAAUAUAAAUCAUAGGAUUGGAUUCAAGUUUGGUACUAAUACACAUCUCAAUAGCAAUAGUAGCAAUAAUCGAAUGAAUGUUAAUAAAAAAUUUUUUCAUUUAACUAGCCAAAGAAACGAAAAUAAUAUUGAGGAUUAUUUUUCGAAUAUAUGUAAUGGAAAUGAAGUUAUUAAUAAUAUGAAUAUAAAUAUGGUCGUCGAUAAAAUUUUAAAAAUUGUUAAUAAAAAGGAUAGUAUGUGUAAUGAUAAAUGUAUAUAUCAUAAUUAUAAUAAAAAUAAUAUGAAAAAUAAAGAAGUUCAAAUUUAUUUAUGUGAAGCAAUAAAUUCAUUCGCUUUUGAUCGGCGCCCAUUGUGUAUUAAAAAAAGAGAUAUAACUUUAUCAACUUAUGCCAAUUUUUAUAAAAUUAUUAACAGUUAUAAUCCUAACAAAAAUCAAAAUAAAUUACAUGACAUAAUUAAAAAACAUUUGGAUCAUGAUGUUUUUAAAAAAGGAAUUAUGAAAAAAAAUAUUUUAUUAAAUUGUGGAUAUUCUAGUAAAGGGAAAGAUAAUAAAAUUUCCCAGAUUGAAGAAGUUCAAAUAAAUGAAUUUCCAAAGGAUAUCAAAACUGAGAUAGAUUGUUUGAGCGGUGUUUACAAAGAUACAUCCAUUAAAAAUAAUAUAAAUGAAAACAAAACAACAAACAUAGAUGAACAAAACGAGCCACAUAUAUGUACAGAGAAUAUUUAUAAUAUAGAUUUAAAAAGUGAAAGAAAAAAUAUAUAUGAGACAUCAGAUGAUGAAAACAUACAAACCAAAGAAACAGAUAAUAUGUUUAAUGAAAUGUUUUUUGUUUUUAAUGACAACUCUGAUUUAUAUACUUAUGAAGAAUUUAAACAAAGUAGAAUAGAUAGUAUAAAUAAAAUAAAUGAAAACAAUAAUAUAAAAAAAAAUAGUACUUAUAAUCGAAAUACGUUAUGGGAUAUGUUAUCAACAAGAUAUUUACAAGCUCUAUUUAAUAUCUAUGUAUGUUCAUAUUUAAUAGAACAAAACAAUUGUAAUAUAAAUAGUAUAGAAAAAAAAAAAAAAAGGAAAUUAAAAAAUAUACCUUAUAAAUACAAAACACAUAUUAUUAAAAAUUAUUAUUACUAUCUGUUUAAAUUGUAUAAAAAUAAAUUCAAUGUAAUUUUAGAAGAAUCCGAAGAAGAUAUGAUACAUAAAAGUGUUUGGAAAUAA